AGCAGCACCUCUUUCGUCUCUGCUCCCACAACAGACCCCCACAAGGUAGGCAAAGCGCGUCCACACCACCUUCCCUUGCACACAACCAACCUCCUUGCUCACUUGCUGAGCUUUGUCAUUAAGGCAGGGGCCCCCAGAGCGUUUUUAGUCCCUUUUCACGUGUCCACGUGGGUGUGCUUUAUAAAUGCAUAGAAUAUGGCAGCUAGUAUCAGUGCCAUUUCGUGUGUGCCGGUUUGAAGAAGAUUUGUUGCAGCACAACGGCAGCCAGGCGCAGUGCGACGGGUCCUACCACUGACCUACAUGUGGAUUCCUCACGCUGUGGAGGAUGAAGCAUUGGGCAUGUCGCACAGCAUUUAAGUGUGUGCGGGGUGAGGGUAGGGCCUUAGAGCCACGAUCCAACAAUGGCCCCCGAGUGCUCCAUUUAGUGACACAACGGCACACGCCCUUUCUGGUGUUGCACUACCCCCUGUUGCUUCAUGUACAGCAUGCAAGCGCACCACUCCUUCUGCUCAUGGGCAUAGUGUGCUGGGGCCCUCUUUUGAGCCCAUACGGCGCAGCACACUGGGUAGAUGGCAAACGCAAUACCGCUUGGGAUAUUACACAGCGAGCAGCAUCCUCUAUCUCCACAAUUUUCUGCACAGUUGUUCUUCUUUCCGUUUCCACUUCGGAUUCUUGUGUGCUCCUUGAGCGCCAAGAUGGAAAUAUGGAUGUUUGAAACCGGAUGGGUAGCUCGCUGUCCUUUUCUAUGUAGUUUGUUUCUCGUUUCUUUUUGUUCUGCUGGUUCUCAGUUCCCCAAGGCAAA
Molecule: messenger RNA, 802 nt
Organism: Gamsiella multidivaricata
Lineage: Eukaryota; Fungi; Mortierellomycota; Mortierellomycetes; Mortierellales; Mortierellaceae
Exons: 1
Source: RefSeq, a predicted model, not a curated record